Tauraco erythrolophus (red-crested turaco) is the source of this 3595-nucleotide messenger RNA. The record is from RefSeq and is a predicted model, not a curated record. Lineage: Eukaryota; Metazoa; Chordata; Aves; Musophagiformes; Musophagidae.
GCUGUGACAGUGCAGGCCAAAUACUUGGGAAUGGCUUAAGCUAUGUGGAUAUCCAGGAUCCGAGAGCUGCAUUUGCAGAUAACUUGGUUGCGGGAGAUUAUCAGAGACUGAUGACUGUGGCAGAGACCAUCACAGCACUAAUGUUUCCGUUUCAGUGGCAGCAUGUGUAUGUUCCUAUCCUUCCAGCAUCCCUCCUUCAUUUUCUAGACGCUCCUGUUCCUUACCUCAUGGGCUUGCACUCUAAUGGGCUGGAUGACAGGUCUAAGCUGGAACUUCCUCAAGAGGCUAACCUGUGCUUCGUGGAUGUAGACAACCAUUUCGUCGAGCUGCCAGAGGACUUACCCCAGUUCCCAAAUAAACUUGAGUUUGUUCAGGAAAUUUCAGAGAUACUAAUGGCUUUUGGAAUUCCACCUGAGGGAAACCUUCACUGCAGUGAAAGUGCCUCCAAGAUGAAGAGCCUCAGAGCAUGUGACCUGGUUUCUGAUAAAAGAAAUGGGAACAUAGCAGGAUCACCUUUGAAUUCCUAUGAGCUGCUAAAGGAAAAUGAGACCAUUGCAAGACUCCAAGCACUUGUUAAAAGAACAGGUGUGAGUCUAGAAAAGUUGGAGGUGCGAGAGGAGACCAGUAGCAAAAAGGAUCUUAAAAUUCAGUGUGAUGAAGAAGAAUUCAAGAUUUACCAGCUGAACAUUCAAAUCCGUGAAGUAUUUGCCAACCGCUUUACACAAAUGUUUGCAGAUUAUGAAGUAUUUGUCAUUCAACCCAGUCAGGACAAGGAAUCUUGGUUUACAAACAGGGAACAGAUGCAAAACUUUGAUAAAGCAUCUUUCUUGUCGGACCAGCCUGAACCUUACUUGCCUUUCCUCUCGAGAUUCCUGGAGACCCAAAUGUUUGCAUCUUUUAUUGAUAAUAAGAUUAUGUGCCAUGAUGAAGAUGAUAAAGACCCUGUUUUGAGAGUAUUUGAUUCUAGAGUGGAUAAAAUUAGGCUGCUAAAUGUUAGGACACCAACUCUGCGCACAUCUAUGUAUCAAAAGUGCACAACCAUUGAUGAGGCUGAGAAAUCUAUUGAAUUAAGGCUAGCAAAAAUAGAUCACACUGCAGUCCACCCACACUUACUGGACAUGAAAAUUGGACAAGGGAAAUAUGAGCUUGGAUUUUUUCCGAAGCUUCAGUCUGAUGUGUUAUCCACUGGACCAGCAAGCAACAAGUGGACAAAGAGAAAUGCUCCUGCACAGUGGAGGCGGAAGGACAGACAGAAGCAACACACAGAGCACCUGCGUCUUGACAAUGAUCAGAGAGAGAAGUAUAUCCAAGAAGCCAGGAAUCUCGGCAGCACCAUUCGGCAGCCCAAACUGUCUAACCUCUCUCCAUCGGUAAUUGCACAAACAAACUGGAAGUUUGUAGAAGGGCUGUUGAAGGAGUGCCGAAAUAAGACCAAGAGGAUGUUGGUUGAAAAAAUGGGUCGAGAAGCUGUGGAGCUAGGUCACGGUGAAGUGAAUAUCACAGGUGUAGAAGAGAAUACCCUGAUAGCCAGUCUGUGUGACCUCUUAGAAAGGAUAUGGAGCCAUGGUCUGCAAGUCAAACAGGAUAGAAGCUGUACUGCUUUCAUCUUAGAAGACAGAGCAUCAGUAUACUCUGCUUCAACUCAGAUUUGGGCCUUUCAGACCACCAGACGGCCAACCCUACAUAAGGGAAAGUCUGCUUUGUGGUCUCAUCUGUUACACUAUCUAGAAAACAGACAGAGAAAAACUACAUCAGGCAGCUUCAGUACCUCAGGAAUACUUCUUGAUUCAGAAAGGAGAAAGUCUGAUAGCAGUCCAGCCAUGUCACCUCUUAGAAUCUCUCUCAUCCAGGAUAUGAGGCAUAUCCAGAACAUUAGUGAGAUCAAAACAGAUGUUGGCAAAGCCAGAGCCUGGGUGCGUCUCUCUAUGGAAAAGAAGUUGCUCUCUAGGCAUCUAAAACAGCUGCUUUCAGACCAUGAACUCACAAAAAAACUCUACAAGCGUUAUGCAUUCCUCCGCUGUGAUGAUGAGAAAGAACAAUUCUUAUAUCAUCUCCUGUCGUUCAAUGCUGUUGAUUACUUUUGUUUUACCAAUGUUUUCACAACAAUCUUGAUACCAUACCAUAUAUUGAUUGUUCCUAGCAAAAAACUUGGUGGCUCAAUGUUUACAGCCAAUCCUUGGAUCUGUAUCUCGGGAGAACUGGGUGAAACAGGAGUCCUGCAGAUCCCCAGGAAUAUAUUAGAAAUGACUUUUGAGUGCCAGAACCUGGGAAAACUGACCACAGUGCAAAUAGGACAUGAUAAUUCAGGGCUGUAUGCCAAGUGGCUAGUGGAAUAUGUUAUGGUCAGAAAUGAAAUAACAGGGCAUACUUACAAGUUUCCCUGUGGAAGGUGGCUUGGAAAGGGAAUGGAUGAUGGCAGCUUAGAGAGGAUCCUGGUGGGAGAGUUGCUGACUUCCCACACUGAGGCUGAUGAGCGGCAGUGCCGAACCCCUCCUUUGCAGCAGUCACCAAGCAUGAUCAGAAGAUUUGUCACUAUAUCGCCAAACAAUAAGCCAAAGUUAAAUACUGGUCAGAUACAAGAAGCUAUUGGUGAAGCUGUCAAUGGUAUUGUUAAGCAUUUCCACAAGCCAGAGAAGGAGAGAGGCAGUCUGACGCUGUUGCUGUGUGGAGAAAGUGGACUUGUUUCAGCUCUUGAGCAAGUGUUUCAACAUGGAUUUAAAUCACCAAGACUCUUCAAAAACGUCUUUAUUUGGGACUUUUUAGAAAAAGCACAAACGUACUAUGAGACCCUUGAGCAGAAUGAAAUGGUCCCAGAAGAGAACUGGCAGACAAGGGCCAGGAAUUUCUGUCGCUUUAUCACUGCUAUCAACAACACCCCUAGAAACAUUGGGAAGGAUGGCAAGUUUCAGAUGCUGGUGUGUCUUGGAGCCAGAGACCACCUUUUGCAUCACUGGAUCGCCUUGCUUGCAGACUGCCCGAUCACAGCACAGAUGUAUGAAGACAUAGCACUGAUUAAGGAUCAUACUCUCGUGAAUUCUCUGAUUCGAGUGCUACAGACCUUGCAGGAGUUCAACAUUACGCUGGAGGCAUCUCUUGUCAAAGGAAUUGAUAUUUGACCUCUUGUCCCAUGGGAAAAACUAUCUUUUAAAAAAAAAGAAGAAAAGCAACAAGGAGUGAAUCUCGUUAGUAUGCAAAAGUUCUGUCUGCCAGUACAUUGUAUCGUGAACUUGUUCAUCGCUCUAAAAUGCAACUUUGACUUUUCUUGAAGGAAACUCCAAAAAUAGUACAGGCAAAUGGAUAGAAGCUGUAAACUCAGUGUAAAAAAGAGGAUUUUGGUAUAAAUCUAUUUUAGAGUUUAUUUGCUGAUUUGCUUUUUACACACUUUCAUGUGAAAGAGAUAGAGAUGAGUAUUGUGCAGCUUAUUUUAAAGCUGCAGUAUUUCCUUGCCAUAGAAAACGUGCAGCGAGCCUUUCAGCAUUCUGUGAACUUGCCUUCAGAUAUGCUGUAUGUCAUAGACCCCAAUGUAUACACUCCAUUUCUGCUGAGAAGGUCAUUCUAUAGUUUUUAAACUAAUAUUUUAUAUAUUAACAUUAUU